AUGAAGCAACAGGGGGAGAAGCUAAUGAGCUGGAAUGACUGCAAAAGGUUACCUUGGAACCUGAUUUUGCUUCUAGGAGCUGGUUUUGCGAUAGCUGAUGGAGUACAAUCCAGUGGCUUAGCGGAUGUGCUAUCAAGAGCCUUGGAUUUCUUAGAGGAUGCCCCAUACUUGGCCAUUGUUCCUGCUGUUAGUCUAAUAUGUAGCAUUAUUACAGAGUUCAUCACCUCCAACGAUGCUACUGCCACCCUUCUUGUACCACUUCUCUAUCACAUAGCCAGAACAAUGCAUGUGCACCCGCUUCUUCUUAUGGUACCUGGAGGAAUAGCAACCGAGUUUGCUUUCUGGCUUCCAACUUCAACACCAUCAAAUGUAGUUGGCUUUGCCACUGGACACAUAGAAAUUAAAGACAUGCUCAAAGUUGGUGUGCCACUCAAGGUUGCUGGUAUUGUUGUGCUAUCUCUUCUCAUGCCAUCACUAGGGACAUUUGUUUUUGGAACAAAUACUGGUUCUUAA
This is a messenger RNA of Sphenostylis stenocarpa, 513 nucleotides long. The record is from the annotation of a GenBank genome assembly. Lineage: Eukaryota; Viridiplantae; Streptophyta; Magnoliopsida; Fabales; Fabaceae.